Molecule: messenger RNA, 1815 nt
Organism: Panicum virgatum (switchgrass)
Lineage: Eukaryota; Viridiplantae; Streptophyta; Magnoliopsida; Poales; Poaceae
Product: protein PIGMENT DEFECTIVE 338, chloroplastic-like
Exons: 8
Coding region: 241-1362 (373 amino acids)
Biological process (GO): RNA stabilization
Molecular function (GO): RNA binding
Source: RefSeq, a predicted model, not a curated record
GCCUCCACGCGACGCUCCUCGCCACUGACGAGAUGCCGCCGCCGUCGCCGUCGCCGGCGCCGCCGUGUCGGGGCCUCCUCCCGCCCCUCUCUAAGCCGCAGCCCAUGCUAGCCGUUGCCGCCAAAUCCUUAGCCUCGAGGCAGGCCAAGGUCAAGGCCCGAGCGCGAGCUCAGCCGGUCGCGCUCGCCAGGUCCACGAGCAUCGACGACGCGCUCGCCGCCGGCUUCGUCAGCCUCCUGAAUGCCAGCCCCGGGCUGGACUCGGAUGCCGCCGGCGCAGAGUCCAGGCUGUACGACCCCGAGCCGGGGGAUUUCGCGGUCGGGGUCGUGGUCUCCGGCACCGAGGCGCGCCUCGACGUCGCGGUCGGCGCCGACCACCUCGCCACGCUGCUCGCCAAAGAGCUCCUCCCGCUCGACCGCGGUGGCGGUGGCUUCGCGGCACGAGCGGCCUCGCCUCGGCCAGGGAGCGUGGGGGUCGUGGCGAGCCCCGCCGUGGACGAGGAGGCGACCAGGAAGCAUAAUCGCGGGAGCAGGGCACUGGUGGCGCCCGGCACGGUGGUGUUCGCGGAGGUGCUCGGCCGGACGCUCAGUGGGCGGCCGCUGCUGUCGGCGCGACGGCUCUUCCGACGCCUCGCGUGGCACCGCGCCAGGCAGACAGAUUAUGCAACUCGAUGAGCCAAUUGAGGUUAAAAUUUACGAGUGGAACACCGGGGGUCUACUGACAAGAAUCGAGGGGCUGAGAGCAUUCCUUCCUAAAGUUGAGCUUAUGGACAGGAUAGGUACAUUUACAGACUUGAAAAACAAAGUUGGCUGCAGCAUUCGUGUGUGCAUUGCAAGGCUCGAUGAAGAAACUAAUGACCUGAUAAUUAGUGAGAAGAAAGCAUGGGAAAUGACUUAUCUUAGAGAAGGAACUCUCCUACAAGGAAGUGUUCGCAAAAUUUUUCCAUAUGGUGCACAAGUUAGGAUUGCUGGGACAAACAGAAGUGGAUUAUUGCACAUAUCAAACAUUAGUAGAGGUCGUGUUUUGUCAGUAAACGGCGUCCUAAAGAUAGAUGACGAGGUAAAAGUUCUCGUGAUCAAGUCAAAUGUCCCAGACAAAAUCGCACUGAGCAUAGCGGACCUUGAGAGUGCACCUGGUUUAUUUCUUUCAGACAGAGAGAAAGUGUUCUCAGAAGCUGAGGAAAUGGCGAAGAGAUACAGGGAGCAACUUCCAGUUAUAUCUCAGAACACCAUGUUAGAUGAUAGCCUUCCAGGAGAAACGCUACCAUUUGAUGACGAAGCUAAACUGUACGCGAACUGGAAAUGGUUCAAAUUUCUGCAUCAUAACAAACCUGGUGACAACAGCAGCAGGGAUCUGCCAUAGUUUUCAGGAAAUCAUGGGUCAUGUCCAAGAGUAUGGCACCUAUGGUUGCAAAGCAAAUACCUGGUAAAGUGUUGAUCAUGCAAAAGCUAAACCAUGACUAGAGAACCUGGUGAAGUCAAAUACGGCCGCAGGUGCUAACGCUCCGCCUCCGUAAACCAGCAUCAAUCAGCAACAGGCAAAUGUCAUCCGGCAGCCAGAGGGGGAGAAAUGACCAGAAAAAAAGAGGAGGGAUGUUGCUCUCACUACGGGUCUGAUGUUCGUCUUUCAAAUUGCGUUCACUCCAAGCCCCACCGGAGUGACAUGUUGUACUUUAACUUUACCUGUGUGUGUAAAAUGCUUCGUUGCAUUCAUAUUCUGUCAAAACGAGUCAGAGCUCUCGUUGCCAAGCACACGGAUCUGUCCAUGAAAUAGAUUCUGGAAUUUUGGCAAAAUAUGUUGGAUAGCAUCAUCGAU